CUGGUCCAGGCAAAAUAAACCAUAUAAACACCCACGGUGCCACGGAAUCGCCGGUCAGUACAGACAACCCUGAGCGCCGCAGCGUUCCCGAGGGGCUGUUCCGCGGAGCCCGUCGCAAGGGUUUCUUUCGUUACCUUCGCACAUAGUACGUUUUCUCCGACAAUUGCGCCGUUUUGAGCACUUCGAGAAGGCGCGCGCGUGUGCGAGCAAGCGAGCAACGUGAGAGAACGACAAGUCGACCGAUUCGUUAAACGCAAAGAUGCCUGCAGUGCGAGGGGACGGCAUCCGCGGCCUGGCGGUGUUCAUAUCGGAUAUCCGAAACUGCAAGAGCAAGGAGGCGGAGAUCAAGCGCAUCAACAAGGAGCUUGCAAACAUUCGUUCCAAGUUUAAAGGGGACAAGACACUUGAUGGCUACCAGAAGAAGAAAUACGUGUGUAAGCUCCUGUUCAUUUUCCUUCUGGGCCACGACAUUGACUUCGGCCACAUGGAGGCGGUAAACCUGCUCAGCUCGAACAAAUACUCCGAGAAGCAAAUAGGCUACCUGUUUAUCUCUGUGCUGUUGAACGAGAACAGCGAGUUAAUGCGACUCAUUAUUCAAAGCAUCAAGAACGACUUGUGCGCCCGCAACCCCAUCCAUGUGAACCUUGCGCUGCAGUGCAUCGCCAAUAUUGGAAGCCGUGAGAUGGCCGAGACCUUUGGCGGCGAGAUCCCCAAGCUCCUGGUAUCCGGCGACACCAUUGACGUGGUGAAGCAAAGCGCCGCACUGUGUUUGCUGCGGUUGUUGCGUACCCUGCCGGACAUUACGCCCAGCGGUGAAUGGACAUCGCGCAUCAUACACUUACUCAACGACCAGCACAUGGGCGUCGUUACGGCUGCUGUGAGCCUCAUUGACGCACUGGUCAAGAAGAACCCAGACGAGUACAGGGGCUGCGUGUCCUUGGCGGUGUCUCGGCUAAGCCGCAUCGUGACCGCAUCGUACACGGACCUGCAAGACUACACUUACUACUUCGUGCCGGCUCCCUGGCUGAGCAUGAAGCUUCUGCGCCUGCUGCAGAACUACCCGCCCCCUGACGACCCAGGUGUCCGGGGUCGCCUGAACGAGUGUCUUGAGACCAUCCUGAACAAGGCUCAGGAGCCGCCCAAGUCUAAGAAAGUGCAGCAUUCCAAUGCGAAGAAUGCGGUGCUCUUUGAGGCGAUAUCGCUCAUUAUCCACAUGGACCGACUGGGCGCCGUCAUUGAGCCGAACCUGCUCGUGCGAGCCUGCAAUCAGCUAGGGCAAUUUUUACAGCAUCGUGAGACUAAUCUGAGGUAUCUGGCCCUGGAGAGUCUCUGCCUGUUGGCCACUUCGGAGUUCUCACACGAGGCCGUGAAGAAGCACCAGGAGACGGUCGUGAACGCGCUCAAGACGGAGCGCGAUGUUAGCGUUCGUCAGCGAGCCGUUGACCUGCUCUAUGCCAUGUGCGACAAGUCCAACGCUGAAGAGAUUGUGGCAGAGAUGCUGGCAUAUCUGGAAACAGCAGACUACUCCAUCCGUGAGGAGAUGGUCCUCAAGGUCGCCAUUUUGGCAGAAAAGUAUGCCUCGGACUACACAUGGUAUGUGGAUGUCAUCCUUAACCUCAUCCGCAUUGCAGGUGACUACGUCAGUGAGGAGGUCUGGUACCGUGUCAUCCAAAUAGUUAUCAACAGAGAGGAUGUGCAAGGUUAUGCCGCAAAGACUGUCUUUGAGGCACUUCAAGCACCUGCCUGCCAUGAAAACAUGGUCAAGGUAGCUGGUUAUAUCCUUGGAGAGUUUGGCAACUUGAUUGCUGGUGAUCAGCGUUCCAGUCCACUGAUCCAGUUUCAGCUACUGCACUCCAAGUAUCAUCUUUGUUCUGCCAGUACCAGAGCACUCUUGCUGACCACAUAUGUGAAGUUCAUCAAUCUUUUUCCAGAGAUUAAAACUGAAAUCCAGAAUAUCCUUGGUAGCAACAACAACAUUCGCUGUGCUGACUCGGAGUUGCAGCAGCGUGCGGUUGAAUACUUGAGCCUGAGCCAGAUUGCUUCACCUGAUGUGCUGGCAACAGUUUUAGAAGAAAUGCCCCCAUUUCCUGAAAGAGAGUCUUCAAUCCUGGCAAUCCUCAAGCGCAAGAAACCAGGCAUGUCUGAAGGUAUUAAUGCCAGCAAUAAGGAAAACCUUCGUGCAGCGCCAUUGUUGGUAGAUGGCGCCGCUCCUGCAAAUGGAACAACAGCCCCUGCGACUAUGGACCUGCUUGGCCUUUCUCUCGACCAGACUGCUCCACCUGCCCCACCAGCAUCCACAAAUGGCACGACAGCUUGCUUAGUAGACGUGUUUGAAGACCAGUCUUCAGGAUCACAGGGCAGCACAGCUGUGGUGGUUUCUAGUGAAGAGGGUCUAAAAAAAUUUGUGUGCAAGCAUAAUGGCAUUUUAUUUGAAAAUGACCUUCUGCAGAUUGGUGUCAAGGCUGAAUUUCGGCAGAAUCUUGGCCGUGUUGGACUCUUCUAUGGUAACAAGACUGCAUCCCAAUUUCAGAGUUUUCUGCCCAACGUGACAAUCGACAACAUGGCACUAAGCAUCCAGUUGAAGCCUGUGGAACCAGCCAUUGAAGCAGGAGCACAAGUUGAGCAGAUGGUCAACGUGGAGUGCGUUCAGGACUUUGCAGAAGCUCCAGGACUGGUUGUGCAGUUCGUCUAUUGUGGUGUGCAGCAGAAGUUUACUCUGCAGCUGCCAGUGUUUCUCAACAAGUUUUUGGAGCCAACAAUUAUGAACUCUGAGUCAUUCUUUUCCCGCUGGAAGAAUCUGAGUAGCCCUGGUCAAGAGGAACAGAAGAUAUUUAAAGCACGCUUUCCUAUGGAGAAUGAGGGCAUCCGCAGCAAGCUCUCCGGCUUUGGCAUGCAGCUCCUGGACGGCAUUGAUCCUAACCCAGACAACUUUGUCUGUGCCGGAAUCAUCCACACUCGUGCUCUUCAAAUUGGUUCCUUGCUGCGACUUGAACCCAACCGGCAAGCACAGAUGUAUCGGCUUACCAUUCGAAGCAGCAAGGACGGAGUGUCCAAGAUCCUAGUUGACCUUCUGCAGGAGCACUUUUAAAGUGCCCAUCUUAAGGCCUUGUGAGGCUAACUGCUCCUUUUUUUUUUUCCACUCUGAUGUUAAAAGGAAAUGUACUUAAAUAGCUUGGUGUUGGAGUUUCUUCCUGUGGAUGUGUUUAUUUCACUCUUGUUUUAUUGGCCAGUAGCUGUUCUAUGCUGUUAGUUUGCGUACUUAGCAUGAGCAGGAGCAGUCUUCAUCAAACCUCAGAUCAGUUGCUUUUCCAUCAGCCUCUUCCUUCAACUCUAGGGAAAUUUGUAUGGAUUAGGUGAGCUUGCAGAGGAAUGUGUAAUGUCAAACUGUGGCAAGAUAUAAGCUAGUCACAUCAAGAGCAACAUGGUACAGUGCGACACUGGCAUUCUCAUUAUUUUUUUAUUUUUACUGGUCAAGUAGCUCACUACUUUGAGAUUCAAGCACAAAAGAGGUCUUUUUUUUUUUCUUGUGUUACCCUAUGGUCGAUUGUGAUACCUUGUAUUUUAUGCGGUUCUUCGCAUGUGAUGGUCACCAUUAGUUUUGUUUGAAAUGUGCUCUUUGGUUCUUUGUCCUUCUGUCACAUGCUCUUGAAACGAAUCUUGUUUGUCCUGCUGUAGCAUAAUGGUAGGCUAGGCUGUCUGGUCUCUGUAAUAAGUUGUCCUUUGUUGUCCUUGCUGUUACGAGAUUUCAAGCAAGUCUUCGUUGUGUCCCAAAAUUUGAGAAGUCUGUUUCUUUAUCUGCUGUUAUGGCUGUGUAACAGCUUUAUUUUAACUAUCAGCAUGCAAUUCUAGGUUUGCUUCCUUGACAUUCCAAGAUAGUACAUUUUGCUCUUUUGCUUUUCUUUUCCUCUAGACCUGCAAUUCCCUGUAGAGGCCAUUGUCCGAACUUUCCUUAGGUGUGCUCCUGUAACUUUAGUGUAGCCACACAUUAAUACUGCUCUUGUCCCACUGCUAAAGGUGAAACCUGCAACUUUCUGCACACAGAUUGUGCCAUGUUUGAAUGCUUGCAUUGCCAAGGGCUUGUUGUGUAGUUAUAUUUAAGUCAUUGAUAAAAAAUGGUUAACUGCAUUGUGCACAUUCCCCAGUACAACCACUGGGCUUUUCAUUUUGUCUAACAAUGCUACUCUGGGCGCUGUACUAAAGAACUGCUCAUUCUUACUUUUCCCCAACUGCUUUGCACACAGCCCAGCCUGGAAGUGCAGCAAAACAUAACCCCAUUGCUGCUUUACUAAGUGUUUCGCAAGGCCUUUGGUUGUGUGGCAACUACCCUUGCUUGAAACAUCUGUUUAAAUUGUGUGGUCAUGUGACAUCUGCAUGAAUGUAGUGUUAUGCACUGCGGUCAGUAGUCAGCCCUAUCCCAUGGGAAGAUGUUUGUAGCUUACUGCAAAUGUUAUGCCAUCCCAAGGUGUUAACGAGCAUUUGCGGGGAAAUUGUGGUGAGCUCAGUGUAGUGGAUCGGCACAAUUUUUUGUUACAAACAUUGGACUUGGCAUGCGGCUUGCAUUAAUCAGUGUUUUGGUGUAAAUGGAAACUCAUUUUAUGUAAAGUGAUUUUUCGGCUACUAGAUGCCCCUGUGAAUCUGACAAGCCAAUAAAUGCUUAGCAAAUAUGUCAUCUGUAAA
Messenger RNA from Dermacentor albipictus, 4677 nucleotides. It is a transcript of the gene AP-2alpha, whose product is annotated as adaptor protein complex 2, subunit alpha. Gene Ontology annotation, cellular component: AP-2 adaptor complex; membrane coat. Gene Ontology annotation, biological process: intracellular protein transport; clathrin-dependent endocytosis. NCBI's taxonomy places the organism in Eukaryota, Metazoa, Arthropoda, Arachnida, Ixodida, Ixodidae. Gene Ontology annotation, molecular function: clathrin-cargo adaptor activity. The record is from RefSeq and is a predicted model, not a curated record.